Molecule: messenger RNA, 771 nt
Organism: Anastrepha obliqua
Lineage: Eukaryota; Metazoa; Arthropoda; Insecta; Diptera; Tephritidae
Exons: 3
Coding region: 1-771 (256 amino acids)
Source: RefSeq, a predicted model, not a curated record
AUGCGUGUCCUUUUCGUACUCGCCGCUGUGUGCGCUAUCAGCGCUAAUGCUGCACCCCAAUAUGGAUAUGAACCAGGCAGCGGCAACAGUGGAUUACUGUCACGCGGUAACAGUGGCCUCCUAAUCGGCGGUAAUGGUGGUGGUAUCGCACCUGGUGGUGGUGGUGGUGGCGGUAUCGCACCUGGUGCCAAUGGCUUGGGCAGUAGCGGCCGCGGUGGUGACAAAUACUUGCCGCCCGAGUCCGAUCAGCAAUCACCACUCAUCAACAAACAAUUCUACACCAUCUCUGCACCCGAAGACAAUGCGGCCAAAUCGAAACAUUUGGUUUUGGGCAAACCACAAAAGAACUACCGUGUGAUCUUCAUUAAGGCACCAGGUCCUGAUAAUGUUAAAUAUUCGGCUGAAUUUGCACCACAAGAAGAGAAAACUGUUAUCUAUGUGCUGCACAAGAAGGGCGAAGAUAUCGACGCUGCCAACAUUGCCACACCAGCACCAACUCAACCCAGCAAACCAGAAGUAUUCUUCAUCAAAUACAAGACACCUGAGGAGGCAGAACAGGCCCAAAAGGAAAUUAAGGACCAAUAUGAUCAAUUGGGUGGCAAUACCGAAACCGGCGAGGAAACCGCUCCAAUUACCUCUGUCGUUGGCGCUUUGGACAGCCUUAACCCUGAUGGCAGCUACAAUUAUCGUCAAGUGAACAGCGGCAGUCCUAACUCACCUCAGCCACAACAGCCUAGCGCUCAUUAUCUACCAUCUUUCUUGAAGCUUUAA